AUAAAUAUCCCAUUCUUCUUCCUUCAUAUCUCAUAUCCUUGGUUGUUUUUUAAGAGCUUUCACCAAAAAGUUUCCCAAGUUUUUUUUUUGUUUGUUUCAAGUUCAACCCUUUUUACACCUUAACAUUCAUAUUCUACUUACAUCUCAAACUAUCUUGAAAGAAAGAGUAGUCUAAACGUGGUUGUUAGCAUGUGUACUAUUAUGGAAUCAGUUUCUGUACCUAGUGCUGAAAAUAAGUCUGUUUUCUCAAGAUUAAGGAAGAGGCUUUCGCUCAAAAAGGCAACUCCGCAGAAGGAAGAUGAGGGUCUAACAACGACUACUACAACAACUGGUCGUCUUUCGGUGAGUAGUAGUGGUAGUGACAAUGGCGAGUUAGAGAGGGUAUUUAUAUACUUUGACGAGAAUGGAGAUGGAAAAGUGUCACCGGCUGAGCUUAGGAAGUGUGUGAAGGCGGUAGGAGGCGAACUGACGGUGGAGGAGGCGGAGAUGGCGGUGAUGCUAUCGGAUUCCGAUGGGGAUGGAUUGUUGGGAUUGGAGGAUUUUACGAAGCUAAUGGAAGGAAUGGAAGAGGAGAGGAAUAAGGAGAGCGAGUUGAUAGGAGCAUUUGGAAUGUAUGAAAUGGAGGGGAGUGGCUACAUUACUGCUAAGAGCUUGAAGAGGAUGUUGAGUCAACUCGGUGAGUCAACUUCCAUUGACAACUGCAAAACUAUGAUACGGAGGUUUGAUCUCAACGGAGAUGGAGUCCUCAGCUUCGAUGAAUUCAGAGUUAUGAUGACAAGUUAGAAGAGUUCAGAAAGAAAUAUUUGUGUACAUAAUAUGAUUCUUGAGCUCAAAUAAUUCUGAGUAAUGUUUUUCAGUGAGAUUUUUCAUUUUGUAGAUUCAUAAUUGCAAAGAGUUUCUUGGUUUCACAAUUUCACAAUUUAA
Molecule: messenger RNA, 924 nt
Organism: Nicotiana tabacum (common tobacco)
Lineage: Eukaryota; Viridiplantae; Streptophyta; Magnoliopsida; Solanales; Solanaceae
Product: putative calcium-binding protein CML19
Cellular component (GO): myosin II complex
Molecular function (GO): calcium ion binding
Source: RefSeq, a predicted model, not a curated record